Molecule: messenger RNA, 1843 nt
Organism: Syngnathoides biaculeatus (alligator pipefish)
Lineage: Eukaryota; Metazoa; Chordata; Actinopteri; Syngnathiformes; Syngnathidae
Gene: mecr
Product: mitochondrial trans-2-enoyl-CoA reductase
Exons: 10
Coding region: 114-1238 (374 amino acids)
Biological process (GO): fatty acid metabolic process
Cellular component (GO): mitochondrion
Molecular function (GO): trans-2-enoyl-CoA reductase (NADPH) activity
Source: RefSeq, a predicted model, not a curated record
UUUUCUGUUUACGUCCUGAUUGAUAUCAUUCCAACAUGGCCGCGUCCUGCUUGUGAGGUUAGCCAAACGAGCCUUCACAUUCUUCCGCACAUCGCGUCUUAUUUCUCGUCACUAUGUGGCCACAACUUGGCGCAGUUUGCUACAUUAACAUGUUAGUUUGCAGAAGAAGUUUGUUGCCUGUCGGUCUUUUCAAACGUCGCCGAGGAGCGGCUCAGGCUAAUCACGCUCGUCACCUGAGCCGUUGCAAAGCUCUGGUAUACGCAAACCACGGAGACCCUUCUCACGUCAUUCGGUUGGAGAAUGUGGAUCUUCCCCCAGUUGGUCCAAAGGAUGUCCUGGUUCAAAUCAUGGCCGCUCCCAUCAACCCAGCAGACAUCAACAUGAUCCAAGGCACAUACGCCAUCCUGCCCGACCUCCCAGCUGUUGGGGGCAAUGAGGGGGUGGCCCAGGUGGUAGAGGUGGGCGGGAAGGUUACGUCUCUCCAAGCAGGAGAUUGGGUCAUCCCGAGAGAUGCUGGUGUAGGGACGUGGAGGACGGCAGCCGUGCUGGAUGAAGAUGACUUGAUCGCAGUGCCCAGUGACGUCCCCCUGUUGGCCGCCGCCACACUAGGGGUGAACCCCUGCACUGCCUUCAGGAUGCUGGCCGACUUUGAGAACCUCGAGCCAGGUGAUUCGGUGAUCCAGAAUGCAGCCAACAGUGGCGUGGGGCAAGCAGUUAUUCAGAUUGCAGCAGCGAGGGGGAUAAACACCAUCAACGUGAUCCGAGACAGGUUAGAGUUCACGCAGCUCAGUGACAGGCUGAAGGCCCUCGGAGCAAGUCACGUGAUCAAGGAGGACGCACUGAGGAAGCCCGAGAUGAAGGAACUCUUUAAGAUGUGUCCAAAGCCUAAAUUGGCUUUGAAUGCUGUCGGAGGAAAGAGCGCCACCGAGCUGCUCCGUCAUCUCCAGGUUGGAGGGUCCAUGGUGACCUACGGGGGGAUGUCCAAACAGCCCGUGACUGUCCCUGUGAGUGCUCUUAUAUUUAAGGAUGUGAAAGUGUGCGGCUUCUGGGUCACACAGUGGAAGAGACAACACUCACAUGGAGCGUUCAGGGCCAUGCUGGAUGAAUUGUGCGCCCUCCUUCGCCAGGAAAAGCUCAGCGCUCCCGCCUGCGCGCAGGUGGCUCUGGACGACUACCGCCAAGCUCUGGAUGCCGCCGUACAGCCUUUCACCUCUGCCAAGCAGAUCCUGAUCACGUGAAGACUCCUUCCACGCAUCGUUUAAUGUCGACGAUCAGGUUUAAAGUUCACUACGUAGAAUCAUGACCCUCUAGAUUUCAGUGCGGCUUUACUGGCUGACUUUAAUCAGCUGUUAAGACUUUACAAGUGAUAAGAGGCAUCAUCCAGGACUGAAUCGUUCCGAUUUUUAUGGUAGGUCCAAAUGCAAUAUUUCAUUUCUUGUAAGAGGAAUCCACACAAAUACACAAAAUGUUCACAAUGUGAUUAAAUCGUCAAACCUACUUGUCAUGUUAUUUAGCUAACAUGGAAAUGCAAACAUUAAGUCAUUGAAAGUCUCCAAUGUGUAAUUUCAAAACUUUUUCCAUUAUCAAUGCAGCCUACAGUCCUGUAUAAAAGUACCCUGAGGAAAAACAUAAAUGCUACACUUUUUUUGCUCCCAUAUUUCCAGGAUCUAAAACUUUUACUACAUACGCAGAAGGCCAUUUCCCUCAAAUAUUGUUCAAAAAUCCAUUUCUCUUUUGUCGAGAUAAUCCAUCCCACCUCACAGGUGUGCCAUAUGAAGAUGCUGAUUAGAUAUGAUGAUGAUGAUUGUGAUUCAGGUGUGCCGUAGGUAGGCCACAAUAAAAG